AUGUCCCCAACCUCCAGGCAGCGGACUCGGUUAUGGAAUUACGCACAAAAGGGUCUGACCAAAUCUCUCCCUCGGGGAAUCGAACCCCGGUCUCCCGCGCUUAUCGGUAUUAAUGACAAGCGGAAAUCAUCACCACUAGACCAAGGAAGAUGCGAUGGUCGAGUUACUGCUCGGCCACUUGGCUGGUUGAUAGAGUAUACCAUGUCAAUAAAUCCAUCAUGA
This is a messenger RNA of Penicillium hordei, 222 nucleotides long. RefSeq lists its product as uncharacterized. NCBI's taxonomy places the organism in Eukaryota, Fungi, Ascomycota, Eurotiomycetes, Eurotiales, Aspergillaceae. The record is from RefSeq and is a predicted model, not a curated record. Bases 1 to 222 code for a protein of 73 amino acids. The transcript is spliced from 2 exons.